Messenger RNA from Coturnix japonica (Japanese quail), 11243 nucleotides. The record is from RefSeq and is a predicted model, not a curated record. Lineage: Eukaryota; Metazoa; Chordata; Aves; Galliformes; Phasianidae.
AGAGGAGGGGAGAUCAGCCAAAGCCAAUCACGGGAACCUGCAGCAAUAACAACAUGCAAGAACUCUUAAACUGCUGUGAGGGUUGACUCUUCUCCCUCCACUCCUGCUUUUUCCACCUUCCUGCUGUAGAAAUGCACCAGUGUUGCGCUCUGCUGAUGGGCUCAAACCCGUUUCAUCUCUUGCAUUUCCCAGAAUGAGGGGAAGGCAGCUGGGUUCAUAGCAGUUCAUCUGCUGAGAGUUGGCUGCCCAAAUGAAGAAUAAACAGGUGAAUUUGGCACAGAAAUCAUGGAUAGAAAGAGCUUUCUACAAGAGAGAAUGUGUUCAUAUCAUACCCAGCACCAAAGACCCCCAUAGGUGUUGCUGUGGGCGUCUAAUAGGUCAACAUGUUGGACUGACUCCGAGUAUCUCCGUUAUCCAAAAUGAGAAAAAUGAAAGCAGGCUUACUCGCAAUGACAUCCAGUCAGAGAAGUGGUCCAUCAGCAAGCACACGCAGCUCAGCCCAACGGAUGCUUUUGGAACCAUUGAGUUCCAGGGAGGAGGCCACUCCAAUAAAGCCAUGUAUGUACGUGUGUCCUUUGACACAAAGCCUGACCUUCUUCUACACCUGAUGACCAAAGAAUGGCAGCUUGAGCUCCCAAAACUUCUCAUCUCUGUGCAUGGGGGCCUUCAGAAUUUUGAACUUCAGCCAAAGCUCAAGCAAGUCUUUGGAAAAGGCCUCAUUAAGGCUGCUAUGACAACUGGAGCAUGGAUAUUUACUGGAGGAGUAAACACAGGAGUCAUUCGACAUGUUGGAGAUGCACUGAAAGAUCAUGCCUCAAAAUCACGGGGGAAGAUCUGCACCAUUGGCAUAGCUCCCUGGGGGAUCGUGGAAAAUCAAGAGGAUCUGAUUGGCAAAGAUGUUGUCCGACCAUACCAGACAAUGUCCAAUCCCAUGAGUAAGUUGACAGUACUCAACAGUAUGCAUUCACAUUUCAUUUUGGCUGACAAUGGCACUACUGGCAAAUAUGGAGCAGAGGUGAAACUUCGUAGACAGCUGGAAAAGCACAUUUCACUUCAGAAGAUAAAUACACGAAUUGGUCAAGGGGUUCCAGUGGUAGCCCUCAUUGUGGAAGGAGGUCCCAAUGUUAUCUCUAUUGUUCUGGAGUACCUGCGAGACACUCCUCCUGUUCCUGUUGUGAUAUGUGAUGGCAGUGGUCGGGCAUCUGACAUACUUGCCUUUGGUCACAAAUACUCUGAAGAAGGAGGACUUAUUAAUGAGUCUUUGCGGGACCAGUUGCUAGUUACCAUCCAGAAGACUUUCACAUACACUCGAACCCAGGCACAGCACCUCUUUAUUAUCCUCAUGGAGUGCAUGAAGAAGAAGGAGCUGAUCACAGUAUUUCGCAUGGGAUCAGAAGGACACCAGGAUAUUGAUUUAGCUAUCCUUACAGCAUUACUAAAAGGAGCUAACGCAUCUGCUCCCGACCAGCUGAGCCUGGCUUUAGCCUGGAACAGAGUAGACAUCGCUCGCAGUCAGAUCUUUAUUUAUGGGCAGCAGUGGCCGGUGGGCUCUCUUGAGCAAGCGAUGCUGGAUGCACUGGUGUUGGACAGAGUGGAUUUUGUGAAAUUACUCAUAGAAAAUGGAGUAAGCAUGCAUCGUUUUCUCACCAUCUCCCGACUAGAGGAAUUGUACAAUACGAGACAUGGACCGUCCAACACUUUAUAUCAUCUGGUCAGGGAUGUCAAAAAGCGAGAAUAUCCAGGUUUCGGUUGGAUCUAUUUUAAGGGAAAUUUACCUCCUGAUUAUCGAAUAAGCCUGAUUGAUAUUGGUUUGGUGAUAGAGUACCUGAUGGGAGGAGCAUAUCGCUGCAAUUACACCCGAAAGCGAUUCAGAACACUGUACCACAAUUUAUUUGGGCCCAAGAGGCCAAAAGCCCUGAAACUGUUGGGAAUGGAGGAUGAUGUCCCUUUACGACGAGGGAGGAAAACAACUAAGAAAAGAGAAGAAGAAGUUGAUAUUGAUUUGGAUGACCCUGAGAUAAAUCAUUUUCCCUUUCCAUUCCACGAGCUGAUGGUGUGGGCAGUGCUUAUGAAGCGCCAGAAGAUGGCCCUCUUCUUUUGGCAGCAUGGAGAGGAGGCUAUGGCUAAAGCACUGGUGGCCUGCAAACUCUGCAAAGCCAUGGCCCAUGAAGCAUCAGAAAAUGACAUGGUGGAUGACAUAUCCCAAGAGCUGAACCAUAAUUCGAGGGACUUUGGCCAAUUGGCAGUGGAGCUGUUGGACCAGUCAUACAAACAGGAUGAGCAAUUGGCAAUGAAACUGCUGACCUACGAGCUGAAGAACUGGAGCAAUGCCACAUGCCUGCAGCUUGCAGUGGCCGCCAAGCACAGAGACUUCAUUGCUCACACUUGCAGCCAAAUGCUGCUCACAGACAUGUGGAUGGGUCGUCUCCGGAUGCGCAAAAAUUCUGGCCUAAAGGUAAUUCUAGGAAUUCUACUUCCUCCUUCAAUCCUCAGCUUGGAGUUCAAGAACAAAGAUGAUAUGCCUUACAUGUCUCAGGCCAAUGAGAUCCAUCUUCAGGAGAAGGAGCCAGAGGAACCAGAAAAGCCAGUGAAAGAAAAAGAGGAGGAAGACAUGGAACUCACAGCAAACAGCCGGAGCUGCCCCCAGGAGCCCGUCUGCAGGCAGGCAGAAGGACCUGCCUACAAGACCCAGUACACAUGCAAGCUGAAGGAGCAGCCCACAAGACCCACCUACAGGACCCGUUUGCAGGCAAUGCUGGGACGAGGGAAUGGAGAGUCCUCAAGAAAGAAAGAAGAAGAGGAAGUACAGAGCAGGCACAGACUGAUUCCUGUUGGAAGAAAGAUUUAUGAGUUCUACAAUGCCCCCAUCGUUAAAUUUUGGUUCUACACACUGGCGUAUAUAGGCUACUUAAUGCUGUUCAAUUAUAUAGUGCUAGUGAAGAUGGAUCGCUGGCCAUCCACACAGGAAUGGAUUGUCAUCUCAUACAUUUUCACUCUGGGAAUAGAGAAGAUGAGAGAGAUAUUGAUGUCAGAGCCUGGAAAACUGUUACAAAAAGUUAAAGUUUGGCUGCAGGAGUACUGGAAUGUUACAGAUCUCAUAGCUAUCCUCCUGUUCUCUGUUGGGAUGGUCCUCCGUUUGCAAGAUCUGCCACUUCGGAGCGAUGGCCGGGUGAUAUACUGUGUGAACAUCAUUUACUGGUACAUACGGUUACUAGACAUCUUCGGAGUAAACAAGUAUUUGGGACCAUAUGUUAUGAUGAUUGGAAAAAUGAUGAUAGAUAUGAUGUAUUUUGUCAUCAUCAUGUUGGUGGUUCUGAUGAGCUUCGGUGUCGCAAGACAAGCUAUUCUCUUCCCCAAUGAGGAGCCUUCAUGGAAGCUGGCAAAAAACAUUUUUUACAUGCCUUAUUGGAUGAUCUAUGGGGAAGUGUUUGCAGACCAGAUAGACCGUAAGCAAGUUUAUGAUUCUCAUACACCAAAGUCAGCUCCUUGUGGUCAAAAUGAAACUCGAGAAGAUGGCAAGAUAAUCCAGCUGCCUCCUUGCAAGACAGGAGCAUGGAUCGUUCCUGCCAUCAUGGCUUGUUACCUCUUGGUUGCAAACAUCCUGUUAGUGAACCUCCUGAUUGCUGUUUUCAACAAUACAUUUUUUGAAGUCAAAUCUAUAUCCAACCAAGUAUGGAAGUUUCAAAGGUAUCAGCUAAUCAUGACAUUUCAUGAAAGGCCAGUUCUCCCACCACCUCUGAUCAUUUUCAGCCAUAUGACUAUGAUAUUCCAGCACCUGUGCUGUAGAUGGCGGAAACACGAAACUGACCCGGAUGAGAGAGACUACGGAUUAAAACUUUUCAUAACCGAGGAUGAACUGAAAAAAGUCCACGAUUUUGAAGAGCAAUGCAUAGAAGAAUAUUUUAGAGAAAAGGAUGAUAGAUUCAAUUCUUCCAAUGAUGAAAGAAUCCGUGUCACUUCAGAAAGGGUGGAAAAUAUGGCCAUGCGACUAGAAGAAGUAAAUGAGCGUGAGCACUGCAUGAAGGCCUCUCUGCAGACUGUUGACAUCAGACUUGCUCAGCUGGAAGAUAUGAUAGGGAGAAUGGUGACAGCACUAGAAAAACUGACUGGCAUAGAAAGAGGUGAGACAACCAAGAUACGAUCCAGGACUUCAUCUGACUGUACCGAUGCAGCCUACAUUGUGAGGCAGAGUAGCUUCAAUAGUCAAGAAGGAAAUACUUUCAAGCUGCAAGAAAGCAUAGAUCCUACAGGAGAGGAGUCCAUGUCUCCAACAUCUCCUACAAUUACACCUCGCAUGCGAAGCCACUCUUUCUAUGCAACAAAUAUGAAGGACAAAUGUGGGUUGGAAAAGUUUGAAAGCAUUUUCAAGGAAAGAUCUCCAAGCCUGCACCGGGCUAGCAGUUCCCACUCAAUAGCAAAAGAAGGAAAGGUUCCCUUAGCCCCUACCAGCACUUUGUCAAUUGCCCCAGACUCCAGAAGGCCUUCAUCUUGUAUAGACAUCUACGUUUCUGCAAUGGAUGAGAUGCAUUCUGACACAGAACCUCUUGAUAGCUCCAUAAAUAUUCUUGGUACUGGAGAUGUAGCCCUGCAAGCACACAUAGCUUCUUCCAUUUUAGCCAACAGCGCAUAUAUUAGCAGUGCACCUGGUGAAAAAAUUUCUGGCAGGAGUCUUGAUUAUGAGGAAACAUCCGGGAUAGAAACAAGAGCAUUUUCUUCAGACUAUUCACAAAUCACAGACUGCCAAAUCCCCUGGGAUUCAGACCCUCCCUUGUACCACACUUUAGAGCGAUCUAAAAGCAGUCGUUACCUGGCUACAACUCCAUUUAUUCUGGAGGAAACACCAAUAGUGAAAUCUCACAGUUUUAUGUUCUCUCCAUCUCGAAGCUACUUCAGCAGCCUUGGCGUCCCAGUCAAAACAGCAGAAUACACAAGUAUUACAGACUGCAUAGACACAAGGUGUGUGAGUGCUCCCCAGACCAUUGCAGAAAGGGUCAGCUUCCCUGGAAGCCUCGGCGUCAAGGUGGAAGACUUGGGAUGCUGCCAUCCAGAGAGAGAAGCAGAAUUAAGCCACCCAAGCUCUGAUCAUGAGGAUACUGAGGCCAAGGAUAAGAAGGGGAUUCCUUUAUCUCCUCAAGACAGCAAUGCCACAAGAACUCUGACCAAUAGCAUCCCGCUUCCAAAAAUAGAGCGGGCUAACAGCUACUCUGCAGAGGAGUCCAAUAUGCUGUAUGCACAGCACACACGGAAGAGCUACUCCAUCAGUGAUAAACUUGACAGACAGCGAAAUGCAACAAGCCUGCGAAACCCCUUCCAGAGGAGUAAGUCCUCAAGGCCAGAAAGCAGAGGGGACAACCUGUCCAUGAGGAGACUAUCAAGAACAGGAGCAUUCCGCAGCUUUGAAAGCAAGCACAGCUAGGCCAAGACAAAUGUUGCAGGCAGUCAAAAGGUCAUCUGCUCUCCAGUCCAUUUUCCUUAGCAAAAUUACCAUGCCUCAUAUUGACAUUCCACGUCAACUCCAGUUGGCAUUAGCCACCGGUCAAGGGAGCACAGUCAGUCUCAGCGUCACCUCCUGAGUUACUGCAUCUUGACCCAGUUGACAUUUGCACUUAAGGAAAAAGGGAGGGAUGAAAAAUUUUUCAGAGACUUCAGUAAACAAUAGGAAUAAAAAGACCCCUACAGGAAGUUUUAAGUAAUAACUGAGUUCAGAAAUCUGCCUUCUAUUGGAAGGCAUCCUAAGAUCUAUUAUUCACAAGUUCUUAGGACACAGGAAUUAACCUGCAAAAAAGAGGUGUACAGAUUAGAUGUCCAAAAUUUCAGUCAUAGCUUCUUUUUCAUCUGUUUCACCAUUCUGAUAACUGGUGAAAAGCAUCUGUUAUUUCUCUGGGAACAGGUGGCGAACAAAACUAGAGUCUCCCAAAUACCUUGCAACCCUACACUUGUAUAAAUGAAGAUGAACAAGAUAACAACCAUAACGUUUGCUUGUCUCUUUUUGUAUCACAUUCUAGUGCCACAGAAAAACCAGUUUGUAUUUUCAAAAGCAGAAAGGGAACAGAAAUGCCUUUUGUACUGCAUCAUAAGUGGAGGAAGAAUUUACGUUGAAAUAUCAGGUGAUUUCCUGAUGAAACGGGCAUUCUGGAGUCUAGCACAGCUGAGCAAGCUCAGGAUGAAUGUAAUUAAGCGGAAUAGUAUAUAUUUAUUUUUUUAUGACACUUGUCAUCAAUAUGUUGCCUCACUAAAUCAAAGGAUGUGAUAGUACAAUAAGAACAGGAUGAUCAGAGCAGAGUGCAGUAAUAUUGUCAGGUUCUCACUGCUCUGUUUAAUUAAUUAUACAAGCUGGAGAAGCUUACCCACAGGGUUGCCACCAGGCUCUUCUUGCUGUUCCAUUUGAGCUGCCAAUUUUUUACGUCAUUCCCUCACCUAAAAGUAUGCCCCUUUUUAUUUUUCUUUUUUUUUUUCUCUCUCUUCUUUUUUAAAUAAGACACGUAUUUGUAUUUGAACAUUUCAAACAUAUAAGAUUUGUCAAGAUCUAUCUGGUCUUAAUCCAGAUUAACUAAAUUAGACUGAAGUUGCUUAAAGGAAAACAUUAUUGUCAGAAUACUGGAAAACACUGAAAAGUAUGUAUAGUUUUAAGGUAAGUUAAAGAAUCAAAGUGAAACUGGAGUUGUCUGUUAACAGCAAAGCCAUUAGAUACAAGUGUACUUCUACCAUUCAGCAUCAUAUUAUGGAAAACACAUUUUAGUAGAAUAAAGUACACCUGAUCCAUAGCAUACCUAUGGUGUUUGUUUGUAGCUAAUAGAAACUCCACUGACCUUUCCUAAUUUACAAAGGUCUACAGCACAAACAGGAUUUUCAGAGGUGUUACGGGAAGUUAUCAGAGUCAGCAGAGAGGAAAGGGUACACAGGAUGUAGAAAAAUCAUAGAAAACAAUAAACAGCAACUGGACCAAAAUUUCACAUCCUUUAUGAAGGGACAACUUUUAAGCUUCAAAGGAGUUGAAGCUAUUGCUAUUAAAAAUUAAAACAUCUCUACGAUGACCAAAACCUGUGCAGAAUCAGGUCUAUUUUAUUAUUAAAUAAAAGCGCGUGCAACUAGGGUACAUGUUUCCCAUUUAUUUAAAUGGGAAUCAUCUUCCAAAUCUCUAAGGCAGCUUUGAAAAUGUAGGCUGGCAUUUUCUCACUAGGAUCUCACCCUGGGAGACCCUAAGGACCACGUGAGAGUUAAGUCUGAAAGGCAACAAAUCCAGACAUAAAAAUAAUCAUCCAACUCAAGACAAGAGGCAAAGAUGAAAAUUUUUACGUACUGAGUCACUACGUUGGAAAGUUUGUGAAAUAAAGAAAUGCAACAUGGAGAUGCUAAGCACAAUGUGUUUCGUACUUCCUGCACCAGUGUGUUUGUUUCUUUGUUCUGUUUGACCAAGCUUUCAAUGAACUAGACUCCACCAAGACACCAUGUUUAUGCAAUUGCCUUGCAGUCCAUGUGCAGCAUUAUGGUCACAUGGCAACACCAAGGAAGGUCAGAAACCUUUCUGUGCAUUAUGAAGCAUGCUUGUGACAGGCUGAUUGUUGAACAGUAGCAAAAAGCCCAGGGACAAAGGAACUUGUGUUUAACAAUCUGCUUCAAAUGUGCCAACUUCUGUUAGCAGCCUUUCACUAAGGCUUCUCCAAAUCUAUUUGUCCUUGAUGAGUAUAGGGGGAUCUUCUCGCUCUGUUUUCUUUGUUACUUUUACGAAUGUCUUCUAAAAUAAUUUGUGGACUCUCCCACCUCUACCAUAUGAUUGGCCUACGCUAGAGGAACUUCAGAUUAAUUAGAAAUUUGUCAGUAGUGAUUAGCAAAGUAGUCCAAAGGACAGGGCUCUCCUCUGGGGUAGACUUCAUUGCUUAGUUUGUCAGGGUAAAGGAAUUUGCCAAACCCAGAAGCUGUAUAAAUAUUUAAGAUACAGCACUUUAUUGAUCUGGAGCACACAUUCCAGGUAAAAAGGAAACAGGACACUUUAUUUACCUCUUAAAAUUUGCCAUUAUAUAUAAAAUGUAAAAAUUCAGAUGUUAAAAGUGUGAUUGCAAGAUGUUAAAAGACUUUUCCUGAAUGUUUCCCAUUUAUUCUAUGAUGUGGUGUCUGUAGAAUAUAAUAUGAUGGAUGUUAGGUUAUUUCAUCUUCACCUGCUUUUGGCACACUGCAUCAAACUGCUUCUUUCUCAGUUUGGUGGUCAAACACCCAUUCCUUGCAAUGGGACCAGAUUUCCCACUUCCAAUGUUACUAUGAACAUUUAGUGAGAGUAAAAAGUCUUAUCAUCCAUUAUGCCAUGUACCUAUAGCAUGUGCCAUAUGACAUGUUCUGUAUCAGAGGCUAGCGCUUAUGAAAUAUAUAUCUACACAUAUAUACAUAUCUCCCAUGUAUAAACAAGUAUAGUUGUGACAUGUGAUAAUAUUAGUGAACGUUACAGGACAAUUUUAUUAUCACGUUAUAAGGUCUUGUUUGUAAAUCUGUAACAUUCAAUAAACUAGCACAUGUUGCAUCAAGCAUUAAAGUUCCACUUUCCAAUUAUUAGCAUACAUAUGGAAUAUGCAUUUCUGGUCACAGCGUGUAAGUUUGGCGUGUUUCACACAUUUUUCUGUAGAGCUCCACUUACGUGUCUGUAUGAGCUGCUGUAUAAACCUCUAAUGAGCCACUGUGGGCUGUGACAGGUGAGUUGUGGUAGUGUGAAAGAUGAACUGGCAUGUUAUGCAAAAGAUUAUAAGAUAAAUGAACUUUAAUAAUAUUUUGAAACUCAACUGAAUUUAGCUGUUUGUUUACAUACACUGGCCAACUGAGGAAGCAGUGUACAGUAUUUUAUAAAUAUUUUCCUAUAGUAAUCCAUUCUGUUGUUUCCAGUUUAAGUGAUGCUGUUCUACAGUUGGGGUAUACACUUGUCCUAGGUAUUGGGUAAUAGAGCAUUAUUCUUUCACAGUAACCUUGUGGUAUGACUGGAAUAGUUUCUCUUCCUUACAGUCCAGUCUCUUUUUUUUUUUUUUUUUUUUUUUUUUUUUUCUUUUUUUUUUUUUUUUUUUUUUGCGUGUCGAUGAAAAUGCAUGCAUUGUUCCAUGAGUUUCUUUGGACUGCUAUGAAACUUAGCAUUUUGCUAUUGCCUGCCUGUAAAGAUGAAUCCAGUUAGGAAUGAAUCCAAGCUUUUGGAUGUUUACAUUAUUUCCAUUAUGUCUGGUCUUUAGCAAAGUGAGUGAUUUUUUUUUAUUAUUUUUAAAUGACAAUUGUAUUUUAUGAAAUUGAAAUAUUCAGCGUAAAAUGCGAACCUUACAGCAGUCCUCAGACAUUUGGCUCUCUCUUUUUUGGAAGAGAUAAGGUGCUACAUUAUUGUUCUUAGCACAAGUGCCAGUUAAUAAAUGGCAGUGUGGGGAUAAUUUAAAAAUAAAACAAACACCCAAAAUAUCCAUUCAUGCACAUAAGGAAAGCCCGCUGGGUUCCAGCUAUAGAUUUUUUUUUUUCUUUUCAUUUUCCAUUUAUAAAUUUUUGGUAUCAAAAAAAAAAAACAAAAACAAAAAAAAAAAAACAAAAAAAAACAGAUUUGUACUUUUGUCGAAUGGAUAACCUUUUGUCAGGGGAUAAAUAUCUUAGUUAGGUAUAUUUUUUGUAAGAGAAGAAAAUGAUUUGUUUCUUAGAAACUGUCAGCACGUGGAAAAUGCAACUACAAAAAUAACUGCUCAAAAACAGUGCUGGUAGCAGCACACAGCCUUAGUCCAAUGACUGCAGUCGGAGCAAAUGAGUAUCUCUGUCCUGAGAGCAGAAGUUGUCAAAGGUAUGAGCUUGGAAUGAGCCAGUGAAACAAAAUUCUCUGUAAACUCAUGGUGCGAAUUUUAAGAACAAGCAUAAAUGUCUUGUUAAGUUGCUCAGGUUACGUAAUUAAGAGGAGUUGAUAAUAACCAGAAGGGAAGAUGCAAGCUUGUGAUUCCUGGAUUUCCCUAGGAACACUUAGGUAUUUGUGAGUCUCUCCCCUGCUUAAAAUAAUAGUAUAUUUGCAUGUUUGCACAAACAGGCACAGAUGUUUAAAAAAGAAAAAAGAAAAAUAUAUAAGGAAAAAAAAAAGGCUACAUUUUCAGUGCUGUUAAAGAAAUACUACAUUUAGAUCACUUACUCCAAAAGAAAUAGGAAAGCUUCCGAGCAUAAUUUUUUCCCUCACCUGUUUCACACAACAGCAUCGUUUGAACUGGGCAAAAGUAAAGCACUGGGGCAUCUGCUUAUCUAAUGAAACCCUUUGUUCCUCUGGAUGGUGUUCACUGGCCUUGACACACUUCUGCAUAAAGGCACAAGUGUUGGAUCAAUGUGGGGGGGACCAACUUUCUGCACCUGGGUGAGAGCUGUGCAGCUGUGUAACUGAUCACAGCAUACUGACAACACUUAUGGUCUCAUCACUGCUGGUGCAAAUCUGCAGAAAAGAAAAAACCCUGAUUUCAAAGGAGUUGCUCUGACUUUUGUCAGGGAAUGGAUUAACUCUGCUUUUCUAUCUCUGUAGUACUUUGAGUCAUGACACACAGCUUGUCCUAAAUCACCAAGUGGGCAGUCUCGUGACUGGGCCAGACUGGUUGUGAAAGUCUCUGACCUUUUAAUUUUUGCUGUAUGCUUUCAGAUCUGUCAUUGAGCCACAAAGUACUUAUUUCAAAAAAAAAAAUUGUUAGGGGAAAAAUAAAGAAAAAAAAAAAGUUUGAUUAUGAAAUUGCUGCUGUUUCUGCUGCAGGGAAGUGAUAACUCUUGCUUAUUUUAGUAUUUGGUAGGGAGGGAGAGGGAACAGAUGUGGGAAUUGGCUGUGAAAAACAAUUUUAUGCCUUCACAAGAGUAAAUUGUAUUAAAGUUAUAUUCUUCCACCACUGCAGUUGUUGUACAUGAGGAGAGUCUAUAUGCUGCUACUGCUGUCUGGAACAGUGUUUGCAAUAUACUAUACUAAUAGCUAUUUAAUCAUUUAUUAUUUGGGUUAUCAUUUGUAAGUGUAUAACAAUCAUUUAUAAAGGGAGAAAAAAUGGUUAAAACAUCGUUUUAAAGAAAUUCCUACUAAUACGAAGCUUUUCAAGUAUGAUUUGUUUAAAUGUAUAUCACUAGGGAAAACGGUACUUUCCAAAGGUCUACUGGAUUCACAAUGCACUUUUAGACUGUGUUAGAUAUGUAAUAAAAAGCAGAAGUUGGCAAUUACUACGGUAGAACUUUCCGAGAUUUCUGUAACAAUUGUUUUGCAAUAAAAAGAAAGGAUGUAGUUCAAAAUA